AUGCCGCUGGUGAAGAGGAACAUCGAGCCCCGUCACCUCUGCCGAGGGGAGCUCCCAGAAGGCAUUGGGAGUGAGCUAGAGUGUGUGAUGAACAACACACUCUCUGCCAUCAUCCGACAGCUCAGUAGCCUGAGUAAACAUGCGGAGGACAUAUUCGGUGAGCUGUUUAAUGAGGCCAACACCUUCUAUCUGCGUGCCAACUCACUCCAGGACCGCAUUGACAGGCUGGCUGUCAAGGUCACGCAGCUGGACUCCACAGUAGAAGAAGUUUCCCUACAAGAUAUCAACAUGAGGAAAGCCUUCAAGAGCUCCACCACUCAGGACCAGCAGGUGGUGUCCAAGGGCAGCGUGCCCAAUCCUGUCAGAGAGAUGUACAAUCUGAGUGACAAGCCUCCGCCUCUCAACAUCCUGUCUACAUACAGGGAUGACCACAAGGAAGCACUUAAGUUUUACACUGAUCCCUCGUACUUCUUUGACCUGUGGAAAGAAAAGAUGCUGCAGGACACAGAGGAUAAGAGGAAAGAAAAGAGAAAGCAGAAGGAGCAGAGACGCUGUGUGGAUGGCACAUUACAGAGGGAGGUCAAGAAGGUCCGCAAGGCAAGGAACCGUCGACAGGAGUGGAAUAUGAUGGCUCUGGAUAAGGAACUGAGGCCUGAUCACCGACACACUAUACAUAGAGACAGAGGUGCUUCUUCUGAGGGCUCAAUGUCUCCAGAGAACAGGGGUCAUGGUCCUGAUCAGCAUCACUAUCCCAAUGCCAUGAACCAUGCUGGCCACGCCCACACCUACUCAGGCCCACCGCCCAGCAUCCUGGCUGCCCAGAUGGCUGCAGGACACACUGCCCGAGGAGGAAGUGACCAUGACAACCGAGGCAGGACCAUGGCCUAUCCAAGUGGGACACUCGGCCGAUCUCACCACCAGGUCCCACUCCCUCCUCCACCCACUGAGGCUAUGAAUGGAGGCUCAAUGUCCCUCCCACCAGUGGACUACAGUAUGGAUGGCUAUGCCAACACUCCUCCUCCCCCUCCUCCCGCCCCUCUCAUUCCUUCUGCCCAAACUGCUUUUGCCUUACCUCCUGGAGGUCCGAUGCCUCCUGGACCAAUGAGUGUAGCUGGAGGCUACGCUCCUCCUCCACCACCUGUGUCUGGUGCACAGGCAGCCCCACCUCCCCCAGGUCCUCCACCUCCUCCCCUUCCAGCUGGUGCCUCCCACUCCACAACACGCAAGAUGUCCUCCUCUGCACCUGCUGAGACGACAGUGGUCAGUGAUGCUCGCAGUGAUCUGCUGGCUGCCAUACGCAUGGGCAUCCAGCUGAAGAAGGUGCAGGAGCAGCAGGAGCAACAGGCGAAGAGAGAGCCAGUUGGAAACGACGUGGCCACCAUCCUGUCGCGGCGCAUCGCAGUGGAAUACUCCGACUCGGAGGACGACUCCGACUUAGAGGAGAACGACUGGUCCGAUUAACGCACACUCAAAUUUACAAAAACACACACUUGGAAUAACCACUAAAGGCACACACACACUGAAAGAAUGCCCACUGUACCACAUUCACAGGUUACUGCACACAUUGUUGCUGAAAACACACACUUUACACCUACACACAAUCACAUGCUGUAGGUUGAUAUAAGCUGAAUGGUCCAAAACUGGAAAUAUGGGGGUGUAUUCAACAUGCAUACACACUGUAAAGUAAUAUACUGUAAUCCUGACCACUCUAUGAAACUUUAAGGUUCAGUUUGACAAUUAUAUUCAAAGGCAUUGUGAAUACACCCCAAUAGAUGUUUCUUUAACCUGUUGUAACACUAUAGACACCCAGUGAAGGUGCUUAUUUCAUGUAUAGUCAAAGCUUAAGAGUGUUAGAAAUGCUAGAAACUUUCCUCUUGAGCUAACCAAUGUACUUGUCUUUUUUUUAACGUUUUUACUGAAAACAGUUGCUUAUGCCAUAGACCAUGAGGCAAGUUUUUAAUGUGUAGAUGACAAUAACUGGAAGCUGAAGGAGUGAUUGGGGAGAGUGUUUGAAAAUGCUGUGAGAAAACAGGAUGUAAGGGCCAUAUGUAAACAGUCUUACUGAUGAUGAAAACAGUAUACAAAGUGAUUAAGUGACUGAGCCGUCUGCAUGUGCAGGAGUUCAGUGCUGUUCACUGCUGUGGGGCGGGGGUGACGAUGUAUAUGCUAGUGUGAGCUCUGAUAAAUAAAAUGAUGAAUGAAGGAUCAUG
Sphaeramia orbicularis (orbiculate cardinalfish) is the source of this 2210-nucleotide messenger RNA. It is a transcript of the gene wasf3b, whose product is annotated as WASP family member 3b. The transcript has 8 exons. Gene Ontology annotation, molecular function: actin binding; protein kinase A regulatory subunit binding; Arp2/3 complex binding. The coding region runs from base 1 to 1461 and encodes 486 amino acids. Gene Ontology annotation, cellular component: SCAR complex; cytoskeleton. Lineage: Eukaryota; Metazoa; Chordata; Actinopteri; Kurtiformes; Apogonidae. Gene Ontology annotation, biological process: actin cytoskeleton organization; positive regulation of Arp2/3 complex-mediated actin nucleation. The record is from RefSeq and is a predicted model, not a curated record.